AUCUUCAUGCCAGCAUUGAACGAUUUCUCCUCGUGUCGACAAGUGCCGUUUCGACUGAUAUCCUUAUAUAGUUAGGGUCGUCUCGUGAUUCCGUUCGUAAAAUCAUAUGAUUUCUCUUGCCGCGCGUGAUCUGUGUACAUGUAUAUGUGUGUUUGAUUGAGUUAAAUCUUUAAUUCUCUGCAUCGAUACAAAGUAAUGUAAUACUAGUGUAUCAAAGAAACGAUUUAGUUAAUCUUAUAUCCUUAAAAGAGGCAGUCUGUGAAUUGGAAGCAAAUACUUUGCAUUUCAUCUUUGUUUCUCUUUGCUAAAGUAAUUAGCACGAAAAACAAUGUAUACAUCGGUCACCGAGAAGCAACAAGUGCUGCUGUUGCUUUUGACAGAAAUUAUUCUAAUUGUUUUAAUUGGAACAAUAAUGACGUAUGGCCCGGAAGCAAAUGCUAGUUUGCUUAAAAAUCACACCGGCAUUGCCGACAAACAUAAACAAACGAAGAAACCAGACGAAGAUUCAUUGCGGAUUUAUCCGACCCGAAGCAGAAAACAGCAGCUCAGCAGGGUCGGCGACACGGAGCCGAGAGGGUGCGGUCGACGGACGAACAGCGCGAGACCAGGACACCGAGGUCGAGCGGCGAGGCGCGCGAGAGGACGCGAGGCCGCUGCCCCGAGUGAGCGAAAGGACGACACGAACGGGAAGGAGAGUCCGAUUCCCGAGUCGGUUCCAGGCGGGACUGUAGCACCGAGGAACCUGGACGCAGAUCGCGAAGUCGCGGAUGCCGCCCUUCGAGAGAAUAGUGUCGCACCUCAUUUGAAUGGAGAAUCGAUUUUUCUGCCGGUUUCGUAUACAUUGUAUCAAGAUGUCCACGUAAUGAUUUGGAUCGGCUUUGGCUUCUUAAUGACAUUUCUAAAGCGGUACAGUCAGAGCGCUGUAGGCUUGACUUUCCUUGUUGCUGCGAUACUCGUUCAAGUGGCUUUAAUCUGUGAUGGCGUGCUGCAAAUGACUUUGGGCAGCAAAGCUUCUUCUUUGGAAAGCCUUCUUAAUGCCGAUGUUGCUGUUGCUGCACCACUUAUUUCCAUGGGUGUAGUCCUGGGUAAGGUGACUUAUAUGCAACUAAUAUUUAUGGGAAUAGUGGAACUGAUUAUGUUUACCAUCAACAAGUACAUAGGGGAGAAUUUAUUUAUGGCCGUCGACGCUGGUGGUAGUAUGUUUGUUCAUGUAUUUGGUGCAUACUUCGGAUUAGCUAUCAGUUUUAUAUUUGGAAUAAAGGAUCGACCAAAAGAAAAUGAGCUUGAGGGAUCAUCUUAUCAAUCAGAUAUAUUCGCCAUGAUUGGCACGGUGUUCUUAUGGCUAUUCUGGCCGUCAUUUAACAGCGCCGGAUUGAAAGGAGAUGAUCAACAACGGGCCAUAAUCAAUACUUUGCUAUCGAUUUCUGCUAGUUGCGUAGUCGCAUUCGCCGUAUCCGCAUUUGUUUCUAAAGAAAAUAAAUUUAAUAUGGUGCACGUGCAAAAUUCGACUUUGGCUGGUGGCGUAGCCGUCGGUACAGCUGCAGGUAUGAUGUGUGAACCAGUAGGUGCUUUGAUUAUCGGCGCUUUAUCCGGUUUUAUUAGUGUACUGGGAUACAAAUAUCUUACGCCAAUUAUACAGAAACGACUUCAAAUUCAUGACACUUGCGGGGUGCACAAUUUGCAUGGGAUGCCAGGCGUGUUGGCUGGACUUUUCGGCGCACUUAUGGCAGCUUUGGCCUCAGAAGAGUCUUAUGAUUACUCUCUGUAUGAGAUCUUUCCCGCACGAGCACCAAGUUCGGCGGGAAAACUCGAUGAAAUGAGGGACAUUUAUGGGAUAUCAGCGGGAUUUGAUAGGACUGCGCAUCAGCAAGCCGGAUACCAAUUACUGUCGUUAGUGGUCACCCUUGGAAUCUCCGUCGUAUCUGGAUUAAUAACUGGUUUAAUUCUACGUACAACAAAAUGCGGUUGGGUCACCGAUAAAGAGAAGUUUGACGAUAAAUAUGUUUGGGAAUUGGAAGAAGAAUCUCAGGACGACUCGUCCGGGAAAAUACGAAAAGAUAACACUCGUGCCAACGAUCAGAUAGCAAUGGGACAUAUUUAAUAAAUAGAUAUUUAUGAAACUAUUUAAACUUGCAUGUAAGUAUUAUUAAUAAAUAUAACGCUAUAUAUUUUGAUUUUAUUUUAACUAAU
Molecule: messenger RNA, 2190 nt
Organism: Nylanderia fulva
Lineage: Eukaryota; Metazoa; Arthropoda; Insecta; Hymenoptera; Formicidae
Source: RefSeq, a predicted model, not a curated record